Syzygium oleosum is the source of this 2555-nucleotide messenger RNA. RefSeq names its product oligopeptide transporter 3-like. Gene Ontology annotation, molecular function: oligopeptide transmembrane transporter activity. NCBI's taxonomy places the organism in Eukaryota, Viridiplantae, Streptophyta, Magnoliopsida, Myrtales, Myrtaceae. The record is from RefSeq and is a predicted model, not a curated record. Gene Ontology annotation, biological process: transmembrane transport. The transcript is spliced from 6 exons. The coding region runs from base 90 to 2342 and encodes 750 amino acids.
CGAAACGUCAACUACAUUCGCUGUUUCUCACUAGACCAAAGUCUCCUGUCGUCUUCGUCUUCUUCUUGGCUGACUAGUGACCGCCUUCGAUGGCGAACAAGGACCACCACCACCACGACGCCGCCGCCGCCGCCGCCGCCGACGCCGAGAAGCAGAACGGCGCCGACGGCCUCCCCGAGGAGCGGUGCCCCGUGGAGGAGGUGGCGCUGGUGGUGCCGGAGACCGACGACCCUACCCUCCCCGUCAUGACCUUCCGCGCCUGGUCCCUCGGCCUGGCCUCCUGCGUCGUCCUCAUCUUCCUCAACACCUUCUUCAGCUACCGCACGCAGCCCCUGAUCAUCUCCGCCAUCCUCAUGCAGAUCGCCGCCCUGCCCCUCGGCAGGUUCAUGGCCAGGGCCCUGCCGGCGAGGGAGUACCGGCUCCUGGGCUACAGGUUCAGCCUCAACCCCGGGCCGUUCAACAUCAAGGAGCACGUGAUCAUCACCAUUUUCGCCAACUGCGGGGUGAGCACCGGCGGCGGCGACGCCUACUCCAUUGGGGCGAUCACCGUCAUGAAGACUUACUACAAGCAGAACCUGAGCUUUCUCUGUGGCUUCCUCAUUGUUCUCACUACCCAGAUACUGGGUUAUGGCUGGGCUGGGAUGCUCAGGAAGUACCUGGUAGACCCUGUUGAGAUGUGGUGGCCUUCAAAUGUUGCUCAGGUUUCUCUGUUCAGAGCACUUCAUGAAAAGGAGCAUAGAACGAAAGGGUGUACUCGAAUGCGAUUCUUUUUAUUUGCAAUGGCUGCAAGCUUUGCCUAUUAUGCGCUCCCCGGAUACCUCUUCACGAUCUUGACGUUCUUCUCGUGGGUGUGCUGGGCUUGGCCGCACAGCAUAACCGCCCAGCAAGUCGGAUCGGCUUACCAUGGGCUCGGCGUCGGGGCCUUCACGUUCGAUUGGGCGGGUAUCUCGGCGUACCACGGCAGCCCGCUCGUGACACCCUGGUCCUCCAUAGUGAACGUGGGGGUCGGCUUCAUCAUGUUCAUAUACAUAAUCGUCCCCCUGUGUUACUGGAAGUACAACACCUUCGACGCUCACAAGUUCCCCAUCUUCUCCAAUCAGUUGUUCAGGUCCAAUGGGCACAAGUAUGACACCACCAAGAUAUUGACAUCGCAGUUCGAUCUCGAUGUUGCCGCGUACAAUGAUUACGGCAAGCUCUAUUUGAGCCCUCUGUUUGCUCUCUCAAUAGGAUCGGGAUUCGCAAGGUUCACGGCCACGCUCACUCAUGUGGCACUCUUUCACGGAAGAGACAUUCUAAGGCAGAGUCGAGCGGCGAUGACGAACGCAAAAUUGGACAUCCACGCGAAGCUCAUGAGAAGUUACAAACAGGUGCCUCAAUGGUGGUUCCUCAUUUUAUUGGUUGGGAGCACCGUUGUGUCUUUGAUGAUGUCCUUGAUUUGGAAAGAAGACGUGCAACUCCCGUGGUGGGGGAUGCUUUUUGCCAUCGGCUUGGCCUGGAUCGUCACUCUCCCGAUCGGGGUCAUUCAAGCGACUACCAAUCAGCAACCCGGAUACGACAUUAUAGCGCAGUUCAUCAUAGGAUAUGUUUUACCGGGAAAACCGAUUGCGAACUUGCUUUUCAAAAUGUACGGGAGGAUCAGCACGGUCCACGCUCUCUCAUUCUUGUCUGACCUCAAACUCGGGCAGUACAUGAAAAUUCCUCCGCGCUGUAUGUACGUAGCUCAGCUUGUGGGGACCGUCGUCGCCGCUCUAGUCAACCUCGCGGUGGCAUGGUGGAUGCUGGAGACCAUCGACGACAUCUGCGACGUCGAAGGGACCCACCCCGACAGCCCGUGGACCUGCCCGAAGUACCGAGUCACCUUCGACGCAUCCGUCAUAUGGGGGCUGAUAGGCCCGAGACGUCUUUUUGGCCCUGGAGGUUUAUACAGGAACCUGGUGUGGCUGUUCCUCAUCGGAGCCGUGUUGCCCGUGCCCAUCUGGGUGCUGAGCAAGAUCUUCCCCGAGAAGAAAUGGAUCGCGCUGAUAAACAUUCCUGUCAUAUCCUACGGUUUCGCCGGGAUGCCUCCCGCCACGCCCACCAACAUCGCGAGCUGGCUCAUCACGGGGAUGAUCUUCAACUACUUCAUAUUCAAGUACUACAAGCGGUGGUGGCAGAAGUACAACUACGUCCUGUCUGCGGCGCUAGAUGCCGGGACGGCGUUCAUGGCCGUGCUCUUGUUCUUCGCCCUGCAGAACGAGGGCAAGAACCUCAAGUGGUGGGGGUCGGAGCUCGACCAUUGUCCCCUGGCGUCGUGCCCGACCGAACCCGGCAUCAACGUCACCGGAUGCCCUGUUUUUGCAUGACCAUUUGGGUCCUUUUUCCAUUGUGGAAGAAAACAAAGUGUUAAAGCUAAGAUGAGUAGUGGCCUUUACAUAUUUUAAAUAGGAGAAAGGGAAGGUACUAGUUGAGGGGAAAGUUGAUGACAAUCUAGCGUAGCUUUGCAUUGUUCUACAUGCUUCAAAUUCAAAGCUUGUUUACAUUACAUCAGAAGGAUAAAGAGAUGGCCUUUUACUCUC